Molecule: messenger RNA, 2417 nt
Organism: Branchiostoma floridae (Florida lancelet)
Lineage: Eukaryota; Metazoa; Chordata; Leptocardii; Amphioxiformes; Branchiostomatidae
Product: mucin-5AC-like
Exons: 9
Coding region: 111-2381 (756 amino acids)
Source: RefSeq, a predicted model, not a curated record
GGUGUGGUCAGAUUGGCAGACGUCUUAGGGGCUAAUUCAGCACUUAACUUCUUAAGGUUACGCGUACAUCAAGAUUUAAGGGUUGAGAAAGAUUUUCUGACGACCUCAGGAUGUCUGCAAGUGUUAUGAGGAGUAUGGUGGGACUAUUGAUAAUGGUGAUGGCGAGUGUACAUGCUGCUACCGCCGACUGCACGUCAUCCGCGGCCCUUGGGAUGGAGAACGGCGCCAUCACUGAUGACCACAUCACUGCAUCCACUGAGGAAACUGGGUACGAGGCUUACGAAGGGCGUCUGAAUAACGGCAAGUCGUGGCAGACAAACACCGUAGACACGAACCAGUGGCUACAGAUCAACCUCGGCAGUCAGAAGGUCCUCACCGGUAUCCAGACACAAGGCCUGUGGGGAGGGCACGUCAAGUCUUACAAACUGUUGUACUCUGAUGAUGGGACUACGUGGGUGACUUACGGAGAUGGACAAAACGACACGAUAUUUGAUGGCAACAGUGACGGCCCCAGUGUAGUGGAACAGAGUCUGCCCACUACAGUAACGACACAAUAUGUCCGGGUCAACCCACAGUCCUGGCAGGGUAACGACUUCAUCCGCCUGCGAGUGGAGCUACUUGGGUGUGACGUCACACCAACGACGGCGACACCACCCUCAGCGCCAACAACAACACCCGUGCCAGCCACCCAGCCAGCGCCAACAACAACACCCGUGCCAACCACCCAGCCAGCGCCAACAACAACACCCGAACCAACAACCAAGCCAGUGCCAACAACUACACCAGAGCCAACCAUUCAACCAGCGCCAACAACAACACCCGUGCCAACCAUUCAACCAGUGGCAACAACAACACCCGUGCCAACCACCCAGCCAGCGCCAACAUCACAAACAACACAGAUGGGGACAGCUGCUCAUUCUACCACCCUACGUGAAACCACAUCCGUGUCAUCUCAUCAAACGACAUCAACCCCUCAAGAUCACGUGACGUCCAUGGAAACGACGGAUAGUAUGGCUGUUACCAUGGAGACUGAGACAGGUGUCAUGACAACGUCGGACGACAGCCUUGUGACGUCAACUGUGAUGUCAACUGAUAGACACAACACUGGGACACCCUACACUGACGAACUGGUCACAGACGCAGGCAUUACUACUAUUGCCAUGGAAACAGCUACAAUGGCGUCGGAACAAAUGACGGAGGAACAGCAAACCGAGGAGGUAACUGUGACCGCCAAACUGACAACGAUAGAACAGACAACUGAAGAGGCAAGCAUCUCCACCGAACUCAUAACAGUGGAACAGGAAACUGAUGACACCGUUACCAUGGAGACAACAUCCAUGAUGCAAACGACGCACAGACAAGUCACUGACGAUGACGUAACCGCAAAACACAUGUCCCCAACACCAGCAGUCAUGACGUCAUCAACAGACCAGUCAUCUACAGAUGAAGCUACUACAAGUCGUGAUGACGUCACAUCCCAAGGCAUGGCCACAACUCCUGUCAUGACGUCACCAUCAACUGACCAUCCAUCUACAGCUGAACAUUCCACGGGUCGUGAUGACGUCACAUCGCAACAAAGCUCAACGCCAUCUGUCGUGACGUCAUCAUCAACUAUCCGUCAAUCUUCUACUGAAGUGCCUACGACUCGCGAUGACGUCACAUCACUGCACAGCUCUACUUUAUCAGCGAUGACGUCAGCACCAACCGUCCACCAAUCCACAGCAACAACUAUCCACCCGUCUACAACUGGUGCAACUGAUAGCAUGAUUUACUUCGAGAUGACCUUGGUGUCGUUGACCUUCACGGAUGACCUGAACGACCCAGAAUCCACCGCGUACCAGGAUCUCGCCGCUCAAGUGUCCUCAUUGAUAAUAUCAUAUCUGGAAACCGACGUCGACGUCGGCUCGGCUGUCACGUCAGUCACCAUCUUGGGCUUCAGAAGCGGCAGUGUCAUCGUCGAUUACGUCAUCGAGACGGCGGGCAGCUCGGGGGUGACGUCAUCACAGGUGCAGGACGUUCUGGUCAGCGCUGCUGAAGCAGACACGAACAGCGUCCUGGAUGUGGACAUUACAUCACUAUGCCAGAAAAACAGCGCUGGUGACAGCUGCAGCACGCAAAAUGGUGACGUCACCAUCACAUACGCCAUCAUUGGUGGAGCAGGAGGGGUGACAGUCAUCAUCCUGGUGGUUUUCGUCAUCAUAGUGUGCCGUUUACGUCAAAACAACAGGAAAGAAGACUUUACGUUAAACAGUGAGCUUCAGCUAGACCUGAUGGAGACCAGCCGUCUGGACAAACUCCACCCUAGCGACGGCCACGAGUAUGACAACCCGGCAGUGGUUACAGAAAACGUCUAUGACAACGUUAAACCACCAGUCAACUGAUACUGAAUCACCGCUUCGUCUGUAAGGCCAUGGUAA